ACUGUCCAGCUCCCAAGGGAACCACAUCCAGGGAUCAGCUCUGUCCAGCGCGGUGGCGCCUCGGAGCCCGCCCAGCUGAGCCCGCAGCAUGUGGAACGCUACGCCCAGCGAGGAGCCGGAGCCCAACAGCACGCUGGCCGACCCCGACUGGGACGUUCCCGCCAACAACGACUCCCUGGCCGCCGAGCUGCUGCCGCUCUUCCCCGCGCCGCUGCUGGCGGGCGUCACAGCCACCUGCGUGGCCCUCUUCGUGGUGGGCGUCGCGGGCAACCUGCUCACCAUGCUGGUGGUGUCGCGCUUUCGCGAGUUGCGCACGACCACCAACCUCUACCUGUCCAGCAUGGCCUUCUCCGACCUGCUCAUCUUCCUCUGCAUGCCCCUCGACCUCGUCCGCCUCUGGCAGUACCGCCCCUGGAACUUCGGCGACCUGCUCUGCAAACUCUUCCAGUUCGUCAGCGAGAGCUGCACCUACGCCUCGGUGCUCACCAUCACCGCGCUGAGCGUGGAGCGCUACUUCGCCAUCUGCUUCCCGCUGCGGGCCAAGGUGGUGGUCACCAAGGGCCGGGUGAAGCUGGUCAUUCUGGUCAUCUGGGCCGUGGCCUUCUGCAGCGCCGGGCCCAUCUUUGUGCUCGUCGGGGUGGAGCACGAGAAUGGCACCGACCCUCGGGACACCAACGAGUGCCGCCCCACGGAGUUCGCGGUGCGCUCCGGGCUGCUCACGGUCAUGGUGUGGGUGUCCAGCGUCUUCUUCUUCCUGCCUGUCUUCUGCCUCACUGUCCUCUACAGCCUCAUCGGCAGGAAGCUGUGGCGAAGGAGGCGCGGCGAUGCGGCGGUGGGCUCCUCGCUCCGGGACCAGAACCACAAGCAAACCGUGAAAAUGCUGGCUGUGGUGGUGUUUGCUUUCAUCCUCUGCUGGCUACCCUUCCAUGUAGGAAGAUAUUUAUUUUCCAAAUCUUUUGAGCCUGGGUCCCUGGAAAUUGCUCAGAUCAGCCAGUACUGCAACCUGGUGUCAUUUGUCCUCUUCUACCUCAGUGCUGCCAUCAAUCCCAUCCUGUACAACAUCAUGUCCAAGAAGUACAGAGUGGCGGUAUUCAAACUUCUGGGAUUUGAAUCCUUCUCCCAGAGAAAGCUCUCCACUCUGAAAGACGAAAGCUCUAGAGCCUGGACAAAGUCAAGCAUUAACACAUGACCAAACAUAUUGCUGAACACAGUCAUCGCUUAUUAUUCGAAAUGGAAGCCAUAGCACAGCAGACUUGGGAAGAAGCUGAAGGUCAAUAUGGGGAUUAGGGACACACUGAUCUAGAAGCCAUUGGGGGAAAUAAAAGACAGAACCUGUAGGGUAUGAGCAGUUUGAUUCGACUGCACACCUUCACUUCCUUCAUACACUCUUCCUGCAUUCCCGCUGCCUAUAAUUUCAUGUUCUGCUGCUGGUGCUCAUGAGGACUUUGCAAUUCAGAGAAAGGGGGAGCUGCAGAGGGGGCAUUUAGGGUCCUGCUUGGUGGGUAGAUUUAAAUUUUGCUUUCCCACACCGAUCAAAAUUAUUUAACUAAAAGAAUAACAUUGAAAUAAAAAAUUGAAAACACGAUUUAUAAAACAUAACAAUUUUUUAAAAGCUCAAGAGUAGUGCGGCCUAAGAGACACAGUGCAAAGCAGAUAAGUAAUAUCAAUAUAAAAUGAUUAAUGAGAGCUUGACAUUCUUUUUUCACAGUAAGUCUUUUUAACACCCAACUUAUGGCCAAGCUGGACAUUAAGUUUUAUCAGUAAUACCUGAUGUAUUUAGAUUUCAUAAAGUUUAAGAGUAAAAAAGUAGAUUCAACAACUUAAGUGUAGAUUCAACAAUUUAAGUUAAAAAUUCUCAUAGUUAAAACAGAUUUUUGAACCUAGAAUUAGUUAACCACUCAGUUCUUCAGUUGUAUUAAGCACAUCUCAAGUAUUCAGCAGCCGAAUGUGUUUAGAGGUGACUGUACUGAACAGAGCAGGUCUAGAGUAUAUACAAAAUUAUCAACAAUCUUAUAUACAGUGUUUGAAAAUAAAUACGCUUUACCUUGUUUUAUAGUGAAUUGGCAUUGCAGAAGUUUGAAUGAUGAAUUCUAAAAAUCACACUUGAAUGCCCUAUUGUUCAUGCUUUGAAUGGAAUGGAAUAGAAUGUAUAAGAUGCAUUUAAAGAUAUCUAAUUACAUAUUAAGCAUUCAGGAAAUGAUAUUUCAUAAAAACCAUAGACACUCCCAAACCAUCUUAUUUGGCUUAACAAAAGUACUUAAGCCAAUUAUAAGACUGGUUUGUGAAUGAAAGAAUAAUUAUGACAGGACACUGAAUGAACACAGAAGUGUUUCAAAUGGUUAAGGCAGGUCCACGUGAAAGACUCAGAAUAUCACAAAUGCUACUGCUUAUUGACAUUCAAGCCUUGUAAAUCUCACAGUCAGUUAUUUCAAAAUGUCUAUGCUAUGUCUUGUCUGAAAACUAGUUUUGUUGUUUACAUUCCACUGCUUAUCUGAUACAUAAGUUUACUUGAAUACCUAGUCUCCCUCUUAAUCAUAAUUAAGGAGUAGGUAGCUUCAACUAAAUAUUGUACAUUUGGUUAGAAAGAUAAGAUUUUCAUUUAUAUUGGCAUCUCUCCCUAUGUAGUCAGUCCUUUGCAUUUAAAUAUACUGUUCUAAAAUUGAUUUCUUUAUAAUCCUGUGCAAUACUAAGUCAUAUAAGCAGUUUCUACAUAAAUGUAUUGCUUUAACUAUGGAAUUAAUGAGGCCAUUUUAGGAAAUUACUGCCAUGAUUAUUUUUCAUCCACCAAAAGGAAAGAUUAUCAUGGUGAAAAAAUUAACUGAUAUAAUUUAUUUUGGAAACAUCAAGACAAUAAUAAUUAAAAUUAUUUCUCUGGAGAAAUACUUCUAAAAUCCAUUUGGACACUAGAACUGCACCAUCUAUUUGAUCUAAAUGCAGAACUUUAACAAGCUGAUUACUCAGUUAAUUCUUAGGAGUACAUCACUGUUUUUAAAAAGUACACUGAUACAUUUAACUCCAUGAGAACAAAUCCAGCUUCUAAUGAACUGCUCAUCUUCCUUGCUGGCCAAUACCCCUCUUUUGUGGGUGUGUGCCUGUAGUCUUGGCCUAACUCAUUUUGAGGGAAUACUUUUUUUUCAGCAAGGACCACCAUUGUCCUUCACUGGUCAGUCUGGGAGCUCAAAGGAUAUAUUUAGAGAAAGGGAUCUUGGCAUUUGUCCUCUCAAACCAUUGUUUCUUCACACAUUGUAACUUCUUUAUAUUAUUAUUUUCCAUAUAUUGUUUAAUACUCAGGGAAAAGAGGAAAUCACUCUGAGAGAAAUUGUUUCUAAGUCUGUCAUUUCACAAACAUUUAGUAUAAGUAUGCUAUUUAAUAAGCCAAUGAUUUUCUUUAUCCUUAGUGAACUCACAAUUAUUUAAAUGUUAUGUUGUUGUAGUUAACUGAUAAAUAUCUUUAAAUUAAGAGGUAAACGUCUCCAGUUGGAAUGGUAUCAAAUGGCUCCCCAGUGUUUCAAAGGGUUGUUCAUCCAGCCGUGUUGUGUAUUUGUCUCCAAAUGAAUUUCAACUGGACUGUUCCUAGGUGAACCUGUAUAAUUUGCAGGCAAACUUUAAAGGAUUCUCAUUAAUGUAGGGAAAGUAAGGAAGUAAGUUUUUUAAAAAUAAUCUUCCUGUGUUUCCAUUUUCCUGGUUAUGUACCAUUUCCUUUCCCCCACUUUAUACUGUCUCAAUAUCAUGGAUUGGGCUGUUUUUUCUGCAGCAAAUAACUUUUGCCUGAGCAACAGUUACUUUAAUUUUCUAAUAAUUAAAGAAAACAUUUAUGCUGUGAGUUAUUUAAAACAGGAGGCUUUGUAGUCAUGAAAUUUAGAAACACUUCUAGUGCCACAUCUUAAAUAUCACUUUAUAGUCAACUUUUUAUUGCAAUGAAGGUUGUUGGAAUAAAAUUUGACUUAAAAUUCCAGUUUUUUCAUGCAAAUGCUUUUAUCAAAACCCUGUUAUUACAAUUUGCAACUUUUAUUUAACAUUAACAAUUUUAGCUAAUGUUUUUCUUUUUCAUUUAUCCACAUACUUGAAUUUCAUAUUAAAAAAACAAAACUGUGAGAUUUUUUGCAAGACUGGUGCCUGAAAAACACUCUUUUGUCUUUUAAGCAAGUGUGUACAUCUUUAAAAUGUGACAUACAUAUUUACAUACAUAAACAUUUCUAGUGACAAUGUCUAAGUGAAUAGAAUAGAUCGUUCUAUUUUCAGAAACACUGUAUCUCUUGUAAAAAAUAUAACUGAAAAAUACUGUCAUUAAAAGAUAAACCAUGUUUAACAUGGUUCUUUAGUUAAUAAGUCCUAUGAUUUCUUUGCAAUUUAAAUUGCAACACUAGUCAGAAUGGUUACGACUAUAAUUAACCUAAGUGAUUAGUGACAAAUGUUAUUUCAGUGAAUUGAUAACAUAAAUAUUUUUUUAACCAGAAAAUAAACUGCUGGUCCAAACAAUAUAAAGCAAUGUGUUGGUGAUAGAGGCUCCUUCCUAACGUGACUUAUUUAUUCAGAAUAAACGAAUUCAGUCAUGUCGGUUCCUGCCAAUAAUCUAAGUUUAAAGUAGAUGAGGAGGAAGAUUUGGAUGAGGUUUGUUUUUGUUUCUCUUUUUGAAGUCAAACUCUUGCAGGAUGAUAGUAGCUAGCUAUUUUGGUGGACAGAAUUCUCAUACUUAAGGAAAAAAAGCCUACCAUGGUUAUGACCCCCCCCAACUUGUUUGGCUAUUUAUUGGAAUUUCAAUUAUUAUUUUAUGCUUACUAUUGUAUAUACGUUUGCUUAGCACUACCAAUUACCCACAAAACUGGCAAAAUACUAACACCUUCAAAAAGCAUGCAUCAUAUAAAUGCUCAGAAAGUUCUGCUGAAAUGUUUACAUAUGUUCUUUCCAGAAAACUUCCUCUUUCCCCAGCCUCAGAGAAAGUAUUGAGGAAGAACAGUUUGAGUGACUUCCUGAGGUUUUAACAUAGCAAAUCCAAAACAUGUCUCUGGCUCAAACGGCACCACCAUUUAUAUUUUUCACUUGUAGCACUUUAGGUUUAGUAUAGUAGAAAACAAUUUAUCCUGUAAAUGUACCCAAACAUUGUAUUGUUUCACUGAUGUAAGGUGUAUUCUGUAUAGAGCUUAAUGCUGUACUUGGUUGAUUUAUGUUGCCAUCAUGUGUCAGAAAUGUUAUGAUAUUUUGAUUUUUUAUUCUUUCCUUGUAAGAUUUCCUAAAUGUUUUUUUUAAGUUUACUGUAGUUCUCAUGUACCUGAAACUUGGCAUUGCUUUUCCUUCUUUUGAGUGUCCAUAACC
Heterocephalus glaber (naked mole-rat) is the source of this 5313-nucleotide messenger RNA. It is a transcript of the gene Ghsr, whose product is annotated as growth hormone secretagogue receptor. Gene Ontology annotation, biological process: G protein-coupled receptor signaling pathway; hormone-mediated signaling pathway. Gene Ontology annotation, cellular component: plasma membrane. The record is from RefSeq and is a predicted model, not a curated record. Lineage: Eukaryota; Metazoa; Chordata; Mammalia; Rodentia; Bathyergidae. Gene Ontology annotation, molecular function: growth hormone secretagogue receptor activity.